AGAAGCACAACCAUACCACUAACCACAUUCCCCGCUUCUCCUCUGAGCAAAAAAAAACCCAGGCGCAAGCCAAUUGAUUUCUACGUUUUCAAUGAUCGUCUGAGGAAUUGUUCGGUGUUUUUUUUUGCUACCAAUCUCAAAGCAGCAACAAGCUAUCCACGGCGCUGCAUUAAAUCCCCGAGUGUACUCAACAGAUGCUCUUCACCUCUCACAAUGGCAACAGAAGAUAAGAAACCAGACACAGACACAAAACCUCCAGUCGUACCAUCAGCAUCUGCCAGUCAAAGCAAGUCUGCACCUGCCAAGCCAAACUACACCCUGAAGUUCACAUUAGCAGGCCACACAAAGGCGGUGUCCUCCGUCAAGUUCAGCCCGAGUGGAGAAUGGCUCGCCAGCUCAUCCGCUGAUAAACUCAUCAAGAUCUGGGGAGCGUACGACGGCAAGUUUGAGAAAACCAUCUCCGGUCACAAACUGGGUAUAUCUGACGUGGCCUGGUCCUCAGACUCUAACCUCCUGGUGUCUGCAUCUGAUGACAAAACCCUGAAGAUCUGGGACGUCAGCUCGGGGAAAUGCUUGAAAACUCUUAAAGGUCACAGCAACUACGUAUUCUGCUGCAACUUCAACCCCCAGUCCAACCUCAUCGUGUCAGGAUCGUUUGAUGAGAGCGUACGGAUUUGGGACGUGAAGACGGGGAAAUGUUUGAAGACAUUGCCAGCUCAUUCGGACCCUGUUUCUGCCGUUCAUUUCAACAGAGACGGCUCCCUGAUUGUGUCCAGCAGCUACGACGGCCUUUGCCGAAUCUGGGACACGGCAUCGGGGCAGUGUUUAAAGACACUCAUAGACGAUGACAACCCUCCUGUGUCCUUUGUGAAGUUUUCCCCCAAUGGGAAAUACAUCCUGGCAGCUACAUUGGACAACACGCUAAAGCUGUGGGACUACAGCAAAGGAAAGUGCUUGAAAACAUACACAGGCCAUAAAAACGAGAAGUACUGCAUAUUUGCAAAUUUCUCUGUCACCGGUGGAAAGUGGAUUGUGUCGGGCUCCGAGGACAACAUGGUUUAUAUCUGGAACCUGCAGACAAAGGAGAUUGUGCAGAAACUCCAGGGCCACACAGAUGUCGUCAUUUCAACCGCCUGCCACCCGACAGAGAACAUCAUUGCAUCUGCGGCGUUAGAAAACGACAAAACCAUCAAGCUAUGGAAAAGCGACUGCUAAGCCUUCUCAGAUGUUUUGAGCCAUUCAUAUUUUCCUUCUUUUUUUUUUUUUCAAUUUUUUUUCUACUUUCUUGUUGUAAGAGAAGAGGACUCGUUUUCUAACGGAGAGCUCCUGCGGGGGUUGCAGAGGGGCUUUUCAGGUGAUGAAAUUCAGCAAGCAGAACCAAAUGAGACCCAUCAGCCAAACACAGUAUCAAAUAAGAAAAAGCAGACGCUGCACUGGGAUGUUGUCCUGUUGUCACAUGUUUGUUUAUGAAAUGGUCUCUGUGUGGAUACUCUGCAUCUGGUGCUACUGUAUCUGUGACACUGCAUCAUUGACCGUGAUGUCACUGCUUCAUACCAGCUCUUCUGUAUUUGUACAAUAAAUGUCAUGCUUAAGGGGUC
Messenger RNA from Labrus mixtus (cuckoo wrasse), 1598 nucleotides. RefSeq names its product WD repeat domain 5 (gene wdr5). The transcript is spliced from 14 exons. Lineage: Eukaryota; Metazoa; Chordata; Actinopteri; Labriformes; Labridae. Gene Ontology annotation, cellular component: Set1C/COMPASS complex. Gene Ontology annotation, molecular function: histone binding. The record is from RefSeq and is a predicted model, not a curated record. Bases 214 to 1215 code for a protein of 333 amino acids.